CUGGACGUUCGUUUGGACUACCGCAUCAGCUGUCUGCUGUCGAUCUUCAAGAAGGCCUUCGAGACCUCCUCGCCGGACGCUCUCGGUCGAGUGGACGUGGAGGCCAUAGGACUACAGGCCGAGGGGAUCUUCAGCUGUCGGCAUGACACACACACGCAUACAUACAUACCAACACCGACUAGGCGAGAUACAAAUACAAAGAUCAUUGUAUAA
Molecule: messenger RNA, 213 nt
Organism: Danaus chrysippus (African queen)
Lineage: Eukaryota; Metazoa; Arthropoda; Insecta; Lepidoptera; Nymphalidae
Source: the annotation of a GenBank genome assembly